AGCCCCAUUAGCCAAACUCUGCUUUCAGUUGUCUGUUGCAUGCAGCUAAGAUUCACUGCUUAAAGUGUACAUGGAUAUCCAGUGUAAUAUAACAGUGGUAUUGGAGUCUGAUUGUGACUUCCAGUGCUCCAUAUCUUGGAAGGUUCGACAAGAUGACACUGUAAAGAAAGUGAAAGAAUUUAUCUUCUCUCAAGUUGGAAUUGCCGAGGACCAACAAGAGCUGACGUACAUUGGACGACUUAUGGAAGAUGACAAGAAACUCUCUAACUACGCUGUGUUAGAUGGCUCAAACAUUCAACUAAGGCUCGUACACAACAAAGAUGAUAAAGAUGAGGCUGCUGUUUUUCGGAGGAACUUCUUCAAGUUGGCACAAGGAAUCACUGACCCUGGAGUGUUUGGUGCCAGACUUUAUGCUGCUUUUCUGGUAACAGCUGAAGUGCGGGACAAUGCAGCAAAUGAGAUUCAUCCACCUUGCAAACGUGUCUUACAACUACUAUCGGUAGUUGAGGCCCAAAUCAAGCUUUAUCCGGCACAAAACUUCCCUCAAUUUAUCAAAAUUCUUUGUGAAGAGAAGUGCUAUUAUUUACUGGCGAAAUCUCUUUGUCCAAAACUAGCUGAAAAGUACAUUCAGGGAGCAGAAAUACACACAAGUGAUACGUCUAUUGACCCCCGACCACAAGAUGAUAAAGAUAAGGCUGCUGUUUUUCGGAGGAACUUCUUCAACUUGGCACAAGGAAUCACUAACCCUGGAGUGUUUGGUGCCAGACUUUAUGCUGCUUCUCUGAUAACAGCUGAAUUGCGGGACAAGGCAGCGGAAAACAUUCAUCCAUCGUGCAGACGUGUCAGUGUCUUACAACUACUAUCGGCAGUUGAGGCCCAAAUCAAGCUUUUUCCGGCACAAAACUUCCCUCAAUUUAUCAAAAUUCUUUGUAAAGAGAAGUAUUAUUUACUGGCGAAAUCUCUUUGUCCAAAACUAGCUGAACAGUACAUUCAGGAACUUGAAGCAGAAAUACCCACAAGUGAUAUGUCUAUUGACCCCCGACCACAAGGUAGACGUGCACGCGCACAGCUUAGCACCCAUCAAAUAGACACACUGGCUACAAUUAAUCAGCAAGAUCCACUAUCAGCUCAAUUUCUCACUGUUGAGAAAAUUAGACUACAGAUAGAAAAACUUGACGACGAAUUUCGUACACUAACCUUUGAGUUUAAAGAAGAGCUUGAUACAAAGAUAAAAGGCGGCAAAGAAAAACUUUCAAAGGUUAAGCACUUUGUCAGUAUCUUGCCUGAGGAUAUUAAGCCUGAGCAUAAAACAUUUGUGGAAGCGAUUGUUGAGGAUAAAAAGUUCAAAGAUAAGGAUAUCGAAGAACUUUUCUAUAAAUUAAACACCUACUGGUCAUAUAUCAAUUACAGCUUGUUGCUCUAUUUGAUAAGGAAGUUAGCCAGUGAUGCGCUUAAGUUAAAAAUGGAACGAUACGAUGAAGACAUGAAAUCGUUUCGGGAGCGAACAACUGUGAGUAAAUUUGUUGAGAUACGGGGGGCUGAUUGUGACGAAAAAGUAAUGUCGGAAGCAGAAAGUAAAUUCGUUAGAGUUAGGGCAAAGCUUGACAAAGAUGCUUCUCAUUGCACUCUUGAAGACCUGCACCUGUUACGCAAGGACUUCUGCUCUGCUUAUCACUUGUCUGAUUGUGCUCUAUUGCUCCAUAAUCUUGAGACAGGAUCGAUCUUUAUUGAAUGGUGGCUCCCAGUACAAUUUGAAGUAGGUUUACUGUCUUUGAUCAAGCGGGAGCCUAUUGAGAUCUUUUGCCACACUCGCAACAUUGAACGACUGGAUAUUGGAGGAGAAAGAAUUUAUGAUGAAAAUGUACUUGAUGAAAUCAGUAUUCCAGAGCAACAAAACCUGAAAAACUUUCUGGACUGCAGAAAAUGCGAAUGCUUGAAUGAAAUGGAUGAUCACCCUUUCACACACGCACUUAAACCUGGACCGUUGCAGUAUCUCGAGUCAGAUUGCAAUGAACAGCUGAUCAUCUCCUUUGAAUUUCAAAGCCCAGUGAAGCUCCACUCAAUUCAGCUGACAGGACCCUUGGAUGGAUGUGCUCCAAAGACUCUGAGGCUCUUUAUCAAUCAGCCAAUCACACUGGACUUUGCCCAAGCACAACAAAGAACUCCAGUGGAAGAGCUUGAACUUUCCGAAGAGGAUGUUGCUCACGAUUCAUCAAUCCAGCUAAACUUUGUCAAGUAUCAGAAUGUCAAGAAUCUAACGAUCUUUGUCAAGGACAAUCAAGGUAACAAGGCCACCACAGUGAUCAACCAUAUUGGUCUCUAUGGAAACCCAGUGGAAUGGCUGGACAUGUCAGAGUUUAAAGAGGUGCCAUCAUGUCCUUGGAGUCGCUACCAAUAAUCAGUUGCACCAUUUAAUAAUCAGUUUCAGUAUAGCAUUAAUUAUUCUGCAUUUUACGUAUUUUUCUGUAACUAUCUCAGUUGUAUUGACUGAGUUUUGUGAAAAAACUGCAUUUUAUAGCCAACACAUGAAUCAUCUGUAGUGUGUGUGA
Molecule: messenger RNA, 2549 nt
Organism: Halichondria panicea
Lineage: Eukaryota; Metazoa; Porifera; Demospongiae; Suberitida; Halichondriidae
Exons: 12
Coding region: 71-2398 (775 amino acids)
Cellular component (GO): cytosol
Molecular function (GO): protein binding; protein-disulfide reductase activity
Source: RefSeq, a predicted model, not a curated record